Molecule: messenger RNA, 1154 nt
Organism: Aspergillus versicolor CBS 583.65
Lineage: Eukaryota; Fungi; Ascomycota; Eurotiomycetes; Eurotiales; Aspergillaceae
Product: CFEM domain-containing protein
Exons: 3
Coding region: 355-876 (173 amino acids)
Source: RefSeq, a predicted model, not a curated record
AUCCAGAAUAUCAACCAAGCAAGGGGACAAUAAAGCAGCAUAUGACGGAACUUUACUUGGAUCAGUAGGGCUCUCGACAUUAUUGCUAUACAUGCCGAGCACCCGCAGGCAGCUAUUAGGUGGUCUGUGGCCUGUUCCUGAACGCUGGAAGAGCUUGUGGUAAGCGGGGAAUCAACAAGGAUAGGUACCUAUUCAAAGCUUGUGUUGCUCGAGGUCAAGUCCUUUUCCACUCACUUUCACUUUCACAUUUCCCCUUCCCUCAUCAACCUUUCCCCCACCAGCUAAAUAACCGUCCAACUUGUUGAACGCCCCGAAACCUUUCCCUAGCUCCAAUCCAUCUAAAAACUAGCAAACAUGAAGCUUCAGUCCCUCGCCCUCGCUGUUGCCGCUUGCCUGGGCUCUGCUGCAGCUCAGGGAAUGAGUGGCCUUCCGUCCUGUGCCCAAAGCUGCGCCACUGAUGCUAUUCCCUCGGCAUGCAGCCUGAUCGACGUCGAAUGUAUUUGCAAGACCAAGUCUUUUGUCGACGACAUGGCUUGCUGCGUCGGAAAGUCCUGCGAUUCCAAUGACCAGGAUGCGGCCCUUGAAUUCGCCAAUGGCAUUUGCGGUGGUGCCGGAAUCACCGAUCUUCCCCAGUCUGCCACUUGCGCUGGCGGCUCGACCGCUACCAGUACUGAAUCCACCCCCAGUGGAACUGCAACCACUAGCACUGCGAGUGAAGAUGCCUCCGAGACCUCAUCUUCAGCUUCUCAGUCCGCGACUCCCAGCUCGUCCGAGACCCCCGCUGAUCCCGAGGCAACUGAUGGUGCAGCACUUCUCCAGGGGAAAGGGGUCGGUGCACUUGCUGGUAUUGUCGCUGGUGUUGCAUUCAUGUUGUAGACCAAGAGCGGCCCGUCUGCAAAUGGUAGCUUCAUCAUGCUUCAUGUCGGAAUGAGAAACGGGCCCGGAAAGGACUGGAAUCGAACGAUGUAAUGCAGUUGUAUUUAUUAUGUUCUCCUUCUACUCAAAGUAAGGAGAAACACGACGCAAAUCUAAUGUGGAAAAUGCCAUUUUAAUGAUCAAACCAAAUAACUCCAUCCUGUGCAUGUGUUCCUUAGCCGCCUAGAAACCAGAAGAAAAUAAGUCGAGUCUAUUGAUCACGCUCUCGCUCCGCAAAC